Messenger RNA from Marchantia polymorpha subsp. ruderalis, 2384 nucleotides. NCBI's taxonomy places the organism in Eukaryota, Viridiplantae, Streptophyta, Marchantiopsida, Marchantiales, Marchantiaceae. The record is from the annotation of a GenBank genome assembly.
GAGCAUGAGCAGCAGCAUCUGCCACUGGAUAACGAGAAGCGCUCGAAGCCUCGACCUGCACGAGCAGCACCUUCUUCCGAUGACUCGGUGCUCUGCUUUCUCAGGGUUCGUGGCGGGCUUUGAGGUUCUAUUGUGAGCAGGAGCCGGAGCCGGCCGAGCCCAGUUGUGCGGGAGCGAGUGGGAAAUCCGUGCGAGUGCGAGGCGCAGUGGGAAUUUUGAUUUUGAUUGAUUUGUUCUGCAGCGAUGGCUGUGGCAGCUGCAGCUGGGCGAUGCGCUGGUGCAUUGCCUCAAGCCGCAGCUUCGCUCUCGUUUUCGAGCUCUGUUGCGCAGACGGGAGCAGCGGCUUUCGUUCCUUCCUCAUCCCCCUCCGGACGUAAACAUUCUUCAGGCGGUCCUAUCACCUGUUUGAGGACAGAUUCCGAGCCCAAGUCCGUGAAGGAGAGAUCACUUCUAGACAAUGCAAGCAAUUUGUUGACAAACCUUCUCAGUGGAGGAAACCUCGGUUCUAUGCCCAUAGCAGAAGGAGCUGUUUCGGACCUCUUUGCGAGACCUCUCUUCUUCGCUCUCUAUGAUUGGUUUAUCCAACAUGGAUCAGUUUACAAAUUAGCCUUCGGGCCGAAAGCAUUCGUGGUCGUCUCCGAUCCUAUUGUGGCGAGACACAUUCUUCGGGAGAAUGCUUUUGGCUAUGAUAAGGGCGUUCUUGCAGAUAUUUUGGAGCCAAUCAUGGGCAAGGGACUUAUUCCAGCAGAUUUAGAGACAUGGAAGGUUAGAAGGCGAGCUAUUGUUCCAGGUUUCCACUCAGCAUACUUGGAGUCGAUGGUUGAGGUGUUCAACGACUGCACGGAGAGGACUAUAAACAAACUAGAAACUCGUCUGCAUAGAGCCCAAUCCACAGGCGAAGACCUGAUCGAAGUCGAGAUGGAGGCCGAGUACUCGAAUCUCGCCCUUGAUAUCAUUGGCAUAAGCGUGUUCAACUAUGACUUUGGAUCUGUGACAUCCGAAUCUCCAGUUAUCCAGGCUGUGUACGGCACUUUGUACGAAGCAGAACAUAGAUCGACAUUUUACAUCCCUUAUUGGAAGUUUCCUCCAGCAAGAUGGCUCGUUCCCCGCCAAGUGAAAUUUAACGCGGAUCUGAAAGUUAUAAACGAUUGCCUCGACGACCUCAUUCGGAAUGCACGAGACACUCGUCAGGAAGACGAUGCUGAAGCGAUGCAACAACGAGAUUAUUCCAAAGUUAAUGAUAAGAGCUUACUGCGGUUCCUCGUCGACAUGAGAGGAGAAGAACCUGAUGACAAGCAGCUUCGAGAUGACUUGAUGACGAUGCUCAUUGCCGGCCAUGAAACCACGGCUGCUGUGCUAACUUGGGCAACUUAUAUGCUUGCUCAGAACCCGGAUAAAAUAAAAAAGGCUCAGGACGAGAUAGACAGCGUUCUGGGAGAACGGAAGCCAACAUACGAGGACCUGAAAAAGCUGCAGUACGUGCGCCUCAUCGUUGCGGAAUCAUUACGUCUGUACCCUCAACCACCACUGCUUAUCAGGCGGUCACUGAAACCCGACAAGCUUCCAGGGGGCCAUAAAGGAGACGUGAACGGCUACGCCAUCCCAAAAGGAGUCGAUAUCUUCAUUUCUGUGUACAAUCUGCACCGAUCUCCCUACUUUUGGGACGAACCUGAUAAAUUCAUGCCCGAGAGAUUCUUGAAGGCCAAACAGAGUGAGGUCGAUGGCUGGGCUGGUUUCGAUCCCCAGCGGAGUCAAGGUGCAUUGUAUCCAAACGAGACGAUUGCGGAUUUCGCAUUUUUGCCAUUCGGUGGUGGUCCUCGCAAGUGCGUAGGAGACCAGUUUGCGUUGAUGGAGUCCACCAUCGGACUCACGAGGCUUCUGCAAAAGUUCGACGUGCAACUGAAAGGCAAGCCCGAGGAUGUGGAGCUGGUCACCGGGGCCACCAUUCAUACCAAGGCGGGACUGUGGUGCAAAUUGAAGAAGAGGCAGAGUGUAAAGAGUGUUGUCACAGCGGAACCCGCAGCUGUCAACUCGUAGAAGCUAACGCCCUUGUUCCUGUAACACUAGUGUACAAUUUCUCUGCGUAGCAUUUUCAAGCCACGCUCGUAGGCACCGAUGUAAGAACCUCAACGAUGGGGAAUAACGAGAGCCUGCAACUCCCACAUUCGCAACAAGAGCUUCUGCUUCCUUCAACCGAGGGAUGUCAUCCAUUUCUUGAGCUGAUUGAUUGAUUGGGGGAAGUGGCAAAUGUGCAAAGCCGAUUCCCUCCAUCCAAACUCUCAUUUGCUCACCACUUUUUUUCUUGUACCCCGUGCGUCUAGAGAGAUGGCUGACUACACUUUGGCCCUGACAUUAUUUUGGGAAUUCGAAUCCGGAGUUUGCGA